Messenger RNA from Boeremia exigua, 2355 nucleotides. RefSeq lists its product as uncharacterized. The transcript is spliced from 6 exons. Gene Ontology annotation, biological process: regulation of DNA-templated transcription; DNA-templated transcription. NCBI's taxonomy places the organism in Eukaryota, Fungi, Ascomycota, Dothideomycetes, Pleosporales, Didymellaceae. Gene Ontology annotation, molecular function: DNA binding; zinc ion binding; DNA-binding transcription factor activity, RNA polymerase II-specific. The coding region runs from base 90 to 2186 and encodes 698 amino acids. The record is from RefSeq and is a predicted model, not a curated record.
CCCAGGCGUGAAGAUGCAGGUGGAUAAAAUGCAUCAGUUCCGAGCGCUCGUCACUCGACAGUCUCACUGAUCAUCCAUUGCAUCACGUUAUGAACAGCCAGCCGUCGACCUCGGACCGCAAUGACAAUGAACAGUCGUCUUCGCCUAAGCGGAAGAAGGUACGGCAAAAGUACGCGCCGAAAGCAUGCGUGUCCUGUAGGAGAUCAAAGUUGAAAUGCUCCGGCCACAACCCCUGCCAGCGCUGUCGGGAUCACGGCAAGCGCUGCUUCUUUUCAGAGGACCAGACGGCAGCUGAAGCCUUGCAAAAUCUUAGUCGGCCUUCGCUUCCACAGCAAGCGGCCAACCCCGUGUCAGAGAGCAACGGUAGCAGCCUUACACGACGUAACCUUAUGCCCCGACAUCGGGACAAUGAGCGAACAGCCAGUGAUGCGAGCGAUCUUGGCCUGUCAAUGGAGGCACGCAUGUCUCGUAUCGAGGUCAUGAUGGAGGCUCUACUACAAGAACGAGCUAUGUACGCAGCGUCCAAUGGGAAUCCUGAGCGUGACGACACUGGCAGUGACAUUCCAAUGUCGUUACCCUUAGUAGACCCCAUUAACCCAGCUCUAUCCUUCCUGAGCCAGCCACCACACGACAGUCAGCCUCAAGAUGCCAUAGACCCACUGCUGGGCACCGAUACUACUACUAUACGGUUCGGCGGUCAGAGCUUCGUCUUUCCUGUUCCGACCGUGUAUCAGAAUCACAUUGACACCUUUUUCCGUGAACUACAGGUUUGUCAUCCUUGUAUCGACGAACAUCUUUUUCGAACCCGAAGCGUUAAGAUGCUAGCAGAAGCAAAAGUGCACCCAGACAAUGCAUGCUUCCUGGCUUUGAAUUACAUCAUAUUCGCCCUACAUGCCGCUUCGACAGAGGGUACAAGGCCUGGCUCUGAUGAUAAACUUGCAGGGUGGCAUUGGCUUCAGCUCGCUGAUGACGUGAUUGGCAAGAGACAGUUUUACGGACAAGGAGAUAUCAGCCUAGCGCAAUUCUUAUUCUUGAAGGCAAUCUACUGCACCCUGGUCGACCAGCCCGGUCUUGCUUAUAGCUCGAUAGGAUCUGCCAGCAGUUACGUGCUUCAACAAGGUCUCAACCGUCAAGCCUCUCUUCACGAAGCCGGGGUCUGGGAGUCUUUCGAGCGCUUACGCGUAUUCUGGAACAUCCUCAUCGCAGAUCGUCGCAUAUCUUUGUCCUGCGGUCGUCCCUACACCAUACGAGAUACAGAUAUUGAUGUGGAAAGGCCGAGCAAUUUUUACCAGCGGGGCAUAGCUCCAAACUUGCAGCUCUCGCAAGAGCACGCCCAGAUCCACAAAGUUGACAGCGAAAGCAAGUUCUUGGGCUGCAUGGUUGACUGGUCCCGUUUCGCUGGCUCGCUGUGGGACGGCGUCCUCGCCGCCCAUGUAUCUGCGGACACUCUUGCUGAUAACGUCGCCACGUUUGAUGCCGCUGUGGCUGAUUUCCUCGACAACACGUUGCAGGCGCUGAAAACUGACUUUCACCCAUCGCAGCGCCACCCCUAUGUCUGUAUGAGCUUCGACAAUCUCCGAGUCAUUGCUCGGCGUACGGUGGUGACUUCUCUGGAUUUUGAACGUGCUACCGUGCUCGACUGCAGCAGACUCGCUGUUGACACGCUCGCACAUGUUCAAGCGUACGAUGCUGAUAUCAGAUACCCGUUGACGUGCAUUCUGCGACACCAUAUCGUACCCUCUUUGGCAAGCAGUCUCCUUCUGCUCUGCAGCAUCCUUGUCAGCGACCUAGACGCUUUCGGUCUUCCCCUAGACGAGUGGCUCCCGUUGGUUCACGCGACCUUUGACAGCACCGUUGCUCUUCUUCUCGAUCUAGCAGACGAGCUCUCAUCUGCUCGCCGUGUGCUCAGGGAUUUCGAAAAGAUUCUUCCAGUGGUACAAGCGGUGCUUGCAAGAUGGUCUGCCCAGACCCAGCUCCUCCAAGGCCCAUUGGAGUGGGGCAUAGUGAGAGAUAUCAUCCCGCCAAACGUCACAGAGCUUCUUCCCUACACCGAACAGGUCCCCGACAUCCGCUCAAAGGCGCUCCAGGGGAUGUGGGCCGGCAACGGAGGGCACCUGGAGACAGACCGCAGCUGGGAUGAGAGCUACGGAGUACGCGGCGCACGAAGUGGUGUACUCUGGAUAUGAAACACAUGAAGCAGAAUGUAGCGGGCGUUUGUCAUAGUUUGAUUGUUUAUGUACCCGUAUCGCUGUGCUUGGCUCAUAUAGAUACCCAUUUUCUUGCCGUAGAUGUAGCGGGCGUUAGUUACAUUACAGUCAAUGUCAGACAGUUGUGGCUGCAUCACCGUUGUUCACU